Molecule: messenger RNA, 2319 nt
Organism: Spodoptera frugiperda (fall armyworm)
Lineage: Eukaryota; Metazoa; Arthropoda; Insecta; Lepidoptera; Noctuidae
Gene: Pu
Product: GTP cyclohydrolase 1
Exons: 7
Coding region: 176-1051 (291 amino acids)
Biological process (GO): tetrahydrobiopterin biosynthetic process; tetrahydrofolate biosynthetic process
Cellular component (GO): cytoplasm
Molecular function (GO): GTP binding; GTP cyclohydrolase I activity; zinc ion binding
Source: RefSeq, a predicted model, not a curated record
GAUUCGUCGACUUUUGACGCAUGCGUAGUAAACGCAGCUGUAGUAUAUCAUCUGUUGAAUGUGACUCGGAGUAGUCAGUCAGCCAUAACAUCGGAACGGGACAACUCGUCCGCACAUAUUUAAUUUAAUUUUUUCCGUGUUUUCUGUUAAAAAACCCGCGAAUCUUAAAAACAAAAUGGCCGCUGUUAAUGGAAAGGAUUCAGACCCGGUUGUGCCGCCUUCCUCUUUGAUUAGACGCGUUAGUUCGCGUUCAGUUAGGAAUUCCAUUUCGGAGGAGAAAGAGAAUGGCGAUGGGCCAGUUAAGGGCUCAUUCGUCAGUAAAUACAAGAAGGCUCCUGAAGCCCUUAAAAGCUUCCACUUAACUGAUGCUGAGAGCGAGCUGGAGGUCCCCGGAACGCCAAUGACUCCCAGAACUUCGACAACACCUGGCCACGAGAACUGCACCUUCCACCAUGACCUGGAGCUGGACCACAGGCCGCCCACCAGGGAGGCACUCCUCCCCGACAUGGCCAACUCUUACAGACUUUUGCUCACAGGUCUUGGUGAGGACCCCGAGAGAGAGGGUCUGCUGAAGACUCCAGAGCGUGCUGCCAAAGCUAUGCUCUUCUUCACCAAGGGUUACGACCAGAGCCUUGAAGAGGUCCUAAACAAUGCCAUAUUUGACGAGGAUACUGAUGAGAUGGUGGUUGUGAAGGACAUUGAGAUGUUCUCCAUGUGUGAGCAUCAUUUGGUGCCCUUCUACGGAAAGGUGUCCAUUGGAUACCUGCCCCAGGGCAAGAUCCUCGGAUUGAGCAAGCUGGCUAGGAUCGUGGAGAUCUUCUCCCGUCGUCUCCAAGUCCAGGAGCGCCUGACCAAACAGAUCGCUAUUGCUGUGACCCAGGCAGUCCGCCCAGCUGGAGUCGCCGUUGUCAUCGAAGGAGUACACAUGUGCAUGGUGAUGCGAGGUGUGCAGAAGAUCAACAGUAAGACUGUCACAUCCACGAUGCUGGGAGUGUUCCGCGAUGAUCCCAAGACGAGGGAGGAGUUCCUUAACCUCGUGCACUCCAAGUGAGAAAGCGAGUCCAUACCUCUCAAGUUGUCACGUCCAUAAUAUUUUUUGCUACCUCAUAUUUUCUUAAAAAUCUUUAAAAAAAUUUUAGAACACCCUCUAUGACACUUCUAUGACCUUUCCCAACAUUAUUUCUUUUUUUAGUUUUACUUUCUCAUUUUUUAGUUUAAAUUUAAUUGUGAAAUAUUUUUAUUAAAUUUAUGCCAAAAAAUAUUACGGACGUUCAACUCCAACGCGCGGUUAUUUAAUAAGUUAAUAGUUAAGUUAUUAUUGCUUUCUAUUGCUCUAUUUUUAGUAAUUUAUAAUUACUAAAGAACAAUUUUUAUUCGUUAAACAACAAAUGUUGCAGCUUAUUCUUUGUUCCUUUUUAUCAUUAUUUAAUUUAAAUUUCUUUUGCAAUAUAAAAAUGAUAAUUAACAAUAAAACUACAGACAAAAACAGUAUUUAUUACAACAAGAAAUAGGUAUUAAUUUCUCGAAAUAGACAAAUAAAAUACUGCCUUAGUUUAAAUAAUAUAAUGUUAUAUUAUUUUGCUAUUUCACUUUUUAUUUUUAAUUAUUUUAUUAAUUAAUUAAAUAGCACAAAAUAUUUCAUUUGAAAUAUAGGUACAUGACAAUAAAAAAAUGACAAAAGAAUAUUUAUUAAUUUAAAUUAAAUAUUUUAAUGGGGAAUGUGGUAACUAAAUAUAUUGCCCAAACUUAUCACAUUUUCCAUAUUAAAAUUAUAUUUUAUUAAGAGAAUUAGUACAAAAAUAUUAUCUAUAUACUUAAUAUAUAAAAUGAAGAGGUUGUUUGUUUGUUUGGACGCAUUUAUCUCUAGAACUGCUGGUCCGAUUUGAAUAAUUCUUUUUGUGUUCAAAAAUUAUGUAAAUACGUAAAUAACUUACGUCUUUGUCUGUUGAUUCUGAUUAAAUUUGAUAUAGUGUACAAUCACUGUAUUUGCCAAAGGAUAUUUACUUAAAAAUCCCGAAUUCUCAUUAUACCACGCGGACGAAGUCGCGGGCCAAAGCUAGUUAUAAUAUAAAAUUGUUAAACUUUUAUUGGACCAAUUAGUUUAAUUUUUUAAACAAAAAUCUCAAGCAUAAAAUGGCUGAUGUUUGACAUUUUUGUGACAAUUUUUUUAUGUUUAUUUUUUUAGUAAUAUAUAAUUAUGAAAAAAUGCUAAGAGCCGAUGGUGUUGCCUUAUACAUAAAAUAUUGUGAAUGUUCGAAUUUUUGAUAUGUUUUAACUAUAUCAUAAUUUUAUAAAUAAAUGUUUUUUAUUUUAAGUUAA